Symbiodinium pilosum is the source of this 3306-nucleotide messenger RNA. The record is from the annotation of a GenBank genome assembly. Lineage: Eukaryota; Dinophyceae; Suessiales; Symbiodiniaceae.
AUGUUAAGCGGUGAUUCGGGUUGCACUCGUGAGUCGCUGCAGCCGCUGCCGCGGCCGGGCUACGACCGGGACCAGCGGCUGGCCCAGCUGGAGGAUGACCCGCGUUACUUCCCAGGUGCGGAACUGGGAAAGGCGCAGAAGGCCGCGAUGGGCAUCAAAGGCAUGCACGGUCGCAACACCGCAUCCUUUGACCCACGCUCCACACUGGUGCGGCCAGCCAUGCGAGUAGUAUACGGCAGGAAGGGCCAUGAGUUCGGGGCCAGCACGAAGCCUGACGACGUAGUGGUCGUACCUGAGCUGAUCUGUGACACUGGGGACUUGGCGAUUCUGAACCGUCUGGUGAAAGAAGUGCAGAAGCCAUCCGCUGAGGACCUGUCUGAGCCAAGCGAAGUGCCGACGAUUCGGAGCCUUGGGGCGCGCAUGUGCCAAUACUUCCAGGUCGAUCUGGACUCCGCAUCCUUCUGUGUGCGCUGGCACCGAGCAGAUGGCGGCAAAGCUCUGGAACUGGCGUCGCCGGGGUUCGGAAGGACGAAAGGUUCGGGAAGCUGCAUGCUCAACUUGUCCCUAGGUGCGACCUGCGAGCUGGCCUUCAAGCGUGCCAAGACGGGUGAGGUCCUGUAUUUCCCGCAAGCGAACGGCACGCUGAUGCUGAUGGGCCACGAAGUCGUCAACCGCUGGCUGCCAGGGGAGUCCAAGCGCCCAGACGGCACGCACAUCUCCAUCUCCGUUGCUGGCGUCAGCCGCCAGGCCGUCGAGGAGACCGCGCUGGCGGACACGGUUGCCGGCGCCACUAAGGAGGAGGGGGAGCAGAGCUCACCGCUCUCCUGGCCGGAUCGUCCCGUCCCGGCUUCCCGCCGCUACAUGUCGCACGUCAAGCAUGACGACGUGAUAGUGGUGCCGGAGUUUUUCUGCCAGGAAGAUGAUUGGAACAUUUACUACGCCCUCAUCAAGGAGAUGCGCGCAAGCCAGGCCAAAGGUGAACGUAAGGCUCAAUGGAUGUCAUGGCAUGAGGGCGCGCACUUGCUCAGUCAGAACCCAACUGGCUCAGAGACAUACACCAAGGUUGUGGAGCGGAUGUGUAGAUACUUCAAGGCAGGGAAGGGCAACCGCGGCACUCGCUUCAAUUGGUACAGAGAUGGGAUCUACUUCCCACAGAAAAACGGCAUGCUCUUCUUCUUCGGACGAGAUGUGAAUAUCACUUGGCAGCACGGCAUCAAUGCUCUGCCGGAUCAGGAGCAGGACGGGAAGGGCCGGAUCUCCAUCAUCUGCUGGUGCCUGUGCCAGCUUGGCGUGGAAGAGAAGGGCUCGCCGGGUAUGCUAACUGACGAGUCGCGGGGCGCCUUCAGCAUGCAUGGGUUCAAGAACAAGCUGCCAGUCCACGAGCUGCACGGGGGGAUGAGCACAAAAGAUGGAGAGGCAUCCACAGCAUGCAUACCGGAUUCUUGCAGGGCCCUCUUUGCCGCCUACUUCGUCCAGCUCGCUGAGUCUGUGGCGGCGCCAUCGCCUUCACCGGCUAUGGCAGCCUCGCCUGCGCCAGCGGCGGCCAUGGCAGGGAAGCAGCAGCCGCUGUUCCCAGUCCAGUACAACCUAGACUUGUCUGACCUCAAAGAGGAGGAGGGACUCACGAUCGUCUUUGACAAGACGAUCCGUUCCCUCAAGUUGGAAGCUGGUAUGUUGCCCCAAGGCGGCGUCGCCUGGGGAAAGUAUCACGACAACAUCCACACCACAGGGUGGUCUGAGCUUCAAGUUCAGACUGCAGACGACCUGACCAUGGCGAAUGACAUCAAGAUGUACGCAGCAGGCUACAUAGAAGGUCUGCUGACGUGCGUCCGUAUCUCUGAGUUCUACGCCAACAGCCAGAAGCUUCUUCUGGCAAAAGACAAGACUGCCAAUGCGCUGCCCGGCGUUCGCAAGCUGUUCCAAAAUCAGAUGGCCCAUGCGCGGUUCAUGACCAACAUGGAGAAGCACGUCUUCGCUGAAGAGCCCAAGGACCCGUACUGGAAGCAGGUGCGUUACACGUUCUUUCAGAUGUGGGGCUUGCUGGACGGCUACAACGCCGCGUCUCUUCGUUUUGGCGGUGAGACCUUGGAAUUGGAUGACAUGCUUUUUAUGAAUGCUGGAGGCGAGCUUCCGCAGCUGAUGCAGGCCUACACACCAGACAGGAAGGAGCACCGGGCUGCCCGAUCUCAGGCACCUUCCUUCCUGCAACAGCGCAGUCAAAGUCGGCACGAGGACGCUCUGGACGACGAGCACUGGGAGCGUCGUGUCGUGGAGAGCGGUCGAUGCUCUGCGCUCGUCCGUCUUGCGGACGGUGACACAGACCUGUACAUGGGUCACGCAACGUGGGACGAUUAUAGCAAGAUGAUGAGGAUCUUCAAGUUCUACAACUUCUCUUUGCCAGAAGCGGAGACCGCAGCGACCAAGAUCUCGUUUUCAUCCUACCCGGGUGUCAUCACCAGCACGGAUGACUUCUACGAGAUGAACAGUGGUAUCGUUGCGAUGGAGACCUCCUUGGUCAUCCUGGACCCAAACGUCUGGGACAAGGUCCUGGACUUCCCUCGCUUCCACAGCAUCCCGAACUUUAUGCACCUCAUGGCUGUGAACCGCUUGGCGAAGUCCUCCCCUGAUUGGGUGCAGCGGUUCUCCCGUACGAACACGGGUACCUUUGCAGCGCAGUGGAUGGUGGCGGACUACAACCAGUUUGAGAGUGGCAAGCCAUUGCCGGACGGCAUGUUCUGGAUUGUCGAGAUGAUCCCGGGCGUCUCGGAAAUGCAGGACAUGACCGGAUUCCUGCGGGAGCACAGGUAUUGGGCGUCCUUCAACCGCCCCUUCUUUGCCAAGACACGUGAGUUGUCCGGCUUCAACGCUGCUGAGAGGACCCACGGAUCCCUCUAUUCAUAUGAGGGCAACCCUCGCGCCUAUGCCUUCCGCAUGGCCGCGCCGGCGAUCAAUGCAUUGCAAGAGAUGAGGGAUGUCAUGACCCAGAACGCGUAUCCCUAUGGCAGUCCGCCGAACGAUCCGGGACACCAAAUUUCCGCGCGCAUGGAUCUCAGUCCAAUCCUCAAGUUGCCGAACGGGGGCAUCGAUGCCAAGGUGGUGAACCGCUGCCUGCUGAAGAAGCUGCAGGCCCAGGCCAUUAGCGGUCCAAGCCACACGCGCCACGAACCCUUCCGGUGGAAGGCUGAGGAUGGUACGGAGCUCUGGCCGCAGUAUCCUCAUGCUGGCCUGCCGAACCUGUGGAAUUUCGGCUACGUGCAGCUCGCCCAGUUUGGGCAGAUGGCUAUCACCGAUGAGAGUGAUUGCUGA